Cynara cardunculus var. scolymus (artichoke) is the source of this 1689-nucleotide messenger RNA. RefSeq names its product putative UPF0481 protein At3g02645. Lineage: Eukaryota; Viridiplantae; Streptophyta; Magnoliopsida; Asterales; Asteraceae. Bases 1 to 1689 code for a protein of 562 amino acids. The transcript has 3 exons. The record is from RefSeq and is a predicted model, not a curated record.
AUGGCUUCUUCACUGAGCUUUUCUACUUCAUAUUCUUUCUCUAGACCAGACCUCGACCUUUCCAAAUGGAUCAGUAGUUUGAAGAAAACCAUGGAAGACGACGACGAAGAAACCAACGAUACCGACGUCUGUAUCUUCACUGUACCCAAAACCCUACUCGACACCGACCCAGAUUCCUACAUCCCUGAACAAGUCGCCUUUGGUCCGUUCCACCAGUUGAGCCAGCAAGUCUACGAUAUGCAGAAAUACAAGCUCGCGGCUGCGAGAAAGGUCCAGAAACGAAGGAACGUCAAGUUUCAAGUGAUCGUGGAGGCGAUGAUGAAAAAAGAUGAGGCCAGAAUCCGAGCUUGCUACCAUAAGUUUCUGGAUAUGGAUGGCCACAACCUCGCCUGGAUGAUGGCUGUGGAUAUGGCGUUUUUGCUCGAGUUUCUUCAGGUUUACUACAUGAGGGAAGAAGGCGGCGGCCGGAGUAUGGAUAUUAGUUCGAGAUUGGCGAGUGUGGUUGAUAUUUCCGGGAAGAAACUAUCUCACGUGGCGAUUCUCCGGGACGUGGUGAAACUCGAGAAUCAAAUCCCAUUGUUUCUGAUCAAAACGAUGAUGGAGGAUGAUCGGACUUUCGAAAAACCAGCGGCGGAGACUCUCCGGAUCAUGCUGAUGGGGUUGUACCAUGAACUUUCUCCCUUCCAGUAUCAACAUCAGUCCCCUUGUGUUGACAUCGACGACUGUGAUCACCUACUAGACUUUCUGUACCACAUGACAGUGCCAAAUCAUAAGGAACUAGGGAUCCCCACGGACGUCCUUCAUACAACAAUCCCUGUUACUGACAUCGCAGGGGGUUCUAGAGAAAAAAAAGCUUUCGCGAAUCCAGGUCAUCUUAAACAGUUUCUUGAUUACAUUUGGAAGAUCAUCAAGAAGGCAAAAUGGCCUUUAAGCAAACCGAUGACACUCGUAACGAAAUUGCCAUGGAAUAUGUUAUCUAAGCUUCCCAUCGUCGAACAUUUAAAAGAACAUGCUGGAAAGAUGGUGGCAAAACUCCAUGGUGAAAAAAAGGAGAAGCAAGAGGAUGGAUUAAUCACCAACUCGAACCCGCCUGUAAUCGAAGAAAUCACGAUCCCUUCGGUCACAAAUAUGGCGAAAGCCGGGAUCUUUUUCUCACCCGUUCAUGGAACGAUCUCCGAAAUUCGUUUUGACGAGAAAACAAGCACCCUUUACCUCCCCGUCGUCCAUUUGGACGUGAACACGGAGGUGUACUUGAGAAACUUGGUUGCAUACGAAGCUUGUGUCGCAUCUGGACCGUUAAUCAUGGCUCGUUACACUGAGUUAAUGAACGGGAUUAUCGAUACCGAAGAAGAUGCACAGAUUUUGAUGGAUUGCAAGAUAGUUUAUAACCAUUUGAGGAGUGAAAAAGAGGUGGCAGAUUUGUGGAAUGGGAUGAGUAAGUGUGUGAAGAUGACCAAAGUUCCAUUUAUGGAUGAAGCUAUUGAAGGGGUUAACAAGAGGUAUGAUCGAACAUGGAGGGUGAAAUUGGGGAAGUUCAUGACCAAAUACGUGUUUGGAUCUUGGAAGUUUUUGACAUUGUUGGCUGCUGUGUUUUUGCUUUUAUUGUCGAUGGUUCAAGCCGUCUGUUCAGUUUAUAGCUGUGCUCGUGUGAUCCGACAGCUCCCCGAGCUCGAUCAACCGCCACAAUGA